Molecule: messenger RNA, 3214 nt
Organism: Sander lucioperca (pikeperch)
Lineage: Eukaryota; Metazoa; Chordata; Actinopteri; Perciformes; Percidae
Gene: has2
Product: hyaluronan synthase 2
Exons: 4
Coding region: 1-1659 (552 amino acids)
Biological process (GO): hyaluronan biosynthetic process; extracellular matrix assembly
Molecular function (GO): hyaluronan synthase activity
Source: RefSeq, a predicted model, not a curated record
AUGAGAUGUCAGAGAGUCCUCACCUACCUGCGGAUAUGUGGGACAACCAUGUUCGGCGUGUCCCUCCUGGUGGGCAUCUCCACAGCCUACAUCAUGGGCUACCAGUUCUUCACCACAAGCCGCAAUCACGUAUCUUUCGGGCUGUACGGCGCAAUUUUGGUCAUCCACCUCAUUAUCCAGAGCCUUUUUGCGCUCUUAGAACAUCGAAACAUGCGGCGGUCCUUGGAGACGCCGAUCAAACUGAAUAAAUCCUUGGCGUUGUGCAUUGCGGCGUAUCAAGAGGACCCAAGCUACCUGAGGAAAUGCCUGGUGUCGGUGAAGAGGCUGACGUACCCGGGGAUCAAAGUGAUCAUGGUGAUCGACGGGAACACGGACGAUGACUUGUACAUGAUGGAGAUUUUUAAAGAGAUCAUGGGAUGGGACGCAUCGGCCACGUACGUGUGGCGGAGUAACUAUCACAGCAGGGGGCCCAAGGAGACGGAUGAGAGCUACGCCGAGAGCCUUCAGCAGGUCUCCAGGCUGGUGCUGAACAACAAGUGUGUGUGCAUCAUGCAGAAGUGGGGAGGAAAGAGAGAGGUCAUGUAUACAGCCUUUAAAGCACUGGGGAGGAGCAUGGACUAUGUGCAGGUGUGUGACUCUGACACUAUGUUGGACCCAGCAUCAUCGGUGGAGAUGGUGAAGGUUCUGGAAGAAGACCCUAUGGUGGGAGGCGUUGGAGGAGAUGUGCAGAUCCUAAACAAGUAUGAGUCGUGGGUCUCCUUCCUGAGCAGUGUUCGGUACUGGAUGGCCUUCAACAUUGAACGGGCUUGCCAGUCCUACUUUGGUUGCGUGCAGUGCAUCAGUGGGCCUUUAGGAAUGUACCGGAAUUCGCUCCUACACGAGUUCCUUGAGGACUGGUACAAUCAGACUUUCAUGGGAUCCCACUGCAGUUUUGGAGAUGACCGCCAUCUCACGAACAGAGUUCUAAGCCUUGGGUAUGCAACUAAAUAUACUGCUCGAUCAAAGUGUCUCACUGAGACGCCGAUCACAUACCUGCGGUGGCUCAAUCAACAGACUCGAUGGAGUAAGUCAUAUUUCAGAGAAUGGCUAUACAACUCGAUGUGGUUCCACAAACAUCAUCUAUGGAUGACUUAUGAGGCUGUGAUCACAGGUUUCUUCCCGUUUUUCCUUAUUGCCACUGCAAUCCAACUCUUCUACCAAGGAAGGCUCUGGAAUAUUCUGUUGUUUCUGCUCAUUGUGCAGGCGGUGGCGCUGAUCAAGGCCUCAUUCGCCAGCUGCCUCAGAGGUAACAUUGUCAUGGUGUUCAUGUCGUUCUACUCCGUACUAUACAUGUCAAGCCUGUUGCCAGCCAAAAUGUUCGCAAUAGCAACAAUCAACAAGUCUGGAUGGGGGACCUCUGGGAGGAAAACGGUAGUGACAAACUUCAUUGGUCUGAUUCCUAUAUCAGUUUGGUUCACCAUCCUCUUCAUUGGGAUUAUCUACACAGUUGUCCUGCAGACUAGAAAACCCUUUCCUGAAUCAGAGAAGAUUGUUCUGGUCAUAGGAGCAGUCGUCUAUGCCAGUUACUGGGUCAUACUGUUGACGUUGUAUACAGUGCUCAUAAAUAAGUGUGGGAAGAGGAAGAAGGAAACAGACUAUGAUAUGGUGCUGGAUGUAUGACUAACAGUCAUAAUUUACCACUGAACUCUCUUUGACUCUCUUUCAUCAUAUCCAUGAUGUUGUUAUACAAAUGUUUUUCAGAUGUGGAGCAGCUCUGGAGGCAAAAUUGGUUUAAGUUCAACCAAAAUGGGCAAAUAACCAUGGUUCUUUUCAAACUUGAAUGGAAAAAUGUAUAAUAAUAUAUAUAUAUGGCACUGGCUGGUUUUCAUGUUCAUUCAUUAAUAACCUUGGAACAGCAUGCUAGCUAAGUAGCUUACCUAGAUUUCUUUUUAAAUCUAACACGUUUAGCUGAAGAGUGCUAGGCUUUAUAAUAUUAGCUACCUCUUACCCCUGAAUUCCGCCAGGUGCAUCUGCACUGCGUUCCGGUGGCACCACGGCCGCCGGCAGCAAUGGUGGCCGCUCAAGCCAAUACUUGUAAUUCCACCAGCUGCGAUGCAGCCCAUCCCAGAAGCAUCCAAGAACGGCUCUCUGCUCUGCACUGCUUAAAAUCCGGGGUAGGUCUAUUAUUGACAGAGCCGCAAGGCAUUCAACAGGCUGGGCAGGAAGUGGAAAGACUACAGCAUUUGGUCAAUUUUCAAAAGAAACACCCUGUAAAGACUCCACAUCGUAUAUCACAUCACUACACUAACUACAACUAAAACACAGCCACAAAUCUUUGAUACAUGUCGUUCAUAACAUGACUAAAUGGUACUUUUACGGUAGAAGCCUAAAUAUCCAGGAAAAAUUACCAAAACAACAAAAUCUGCGAGUCGGGCAGGCAAAACACACUGCUUCUGAGAUGCUCCUGGUGUGGUAUAACGCAGGGCAGAAGAUAGAACAAAACCACAGCGCAGCCAGAAUGCGGCGCAUCUGUACCUGGUGGAAUUCCGGGGUGACCCAUGUCAUUUUCACUGGGCUUCAGUUUAACAAUUGCAACUUAGCCAAAGAAACUGUAGAUUGUAUCUCUAUCUAUUGGGGUUUAACUUGACCAGUAAGAAUAUUUUACCUCCAGAGCGUAAUUGUUUCUCCACUAAAUGUUUGUACACCCUGACUAGGAACAACACCACAUAGCUUCAAGUUAAAGUCAAACUAAAACCACCAGUGCCCUGCAGUGCCAGACUGUCUCCACUGUCAAGGAUUACAUUGUUAACUCUAAAAGAGAGGCUACUGCCUAUCUAAUUAGUGUAAUUGUAAUCUGCAAGUAUCUGGAUGGUCUGUGUGGAUCUCAUGAAAAGGCGAGGUUAGCCACGUUACCAUUUAAAAUAAACAGAACAAUCAACAAGAAGUUAUACUGAAGUUAUAUCUGUUUAAAGAUGUAAUGCCACAACUUCAAAGUUCUUACUGUAGCUCUGGUGGGAAUGCAUUGGUGUAUUGUUUUAGAACAGACCGUCCUCACACAGUAAACAACUGUAUAGGUUGAUUUUGCUAGCAGCCUAUAACAACCUAUAUAGUUUGUUCUUAGGAGGCCUAGUGGCAGUAAGGUGACAAAGUAAAAGUCAGCAUAAGGAGGCAGUUUGGUGUGGUGGAUAGGUCAAUGAAAACACAGGACAAACCAAAAGUCAACUGUGAUGAACUU